UCCCCAUCUCGUCUUCCAAUGCAGACUGUUCCCGAGGCAUCGCUGACCCCAGCGAUCGCUCCACCCCCAACCACCACCUCUGAACCCAACCCAUCCCUUGUCAUCACAACAGGCGGCCCUGCCAAAAUAAUCCGACUCGUGCCUACUCACACAAUUCACGACUCGGCCGACGACUACCCUGAGCUCGACACGGGCUCGGACGGUGUCGACCACAACGGAAUUAGUGUGGGGCAGUGGAGACAGCACCUCUUUGGGUGUAUCCGGUCGUGCGUUCCAAACACGUGCACCGCCUUCUUGUGCCCGUGUGUGUCAGCCGGCCAAAUAGCCCAUCGCAUGGGCGUUGGUCGCUUCGUCCCCGUCCUUCUGUCGUUCGGGGGGCUGUACAUCACUCUCCUCAUUUGCCUCGCCGCGUCGACGGCUGGCGGGCGGGGGGUAGCCCUGAUCACUGGCAUUGGCAUGUGGUUCUACUUGUAUCGAUUGCGCGCGACGAUUCGGCUGGCGUUUCAAAUCCCCGGCUCGGUGCUCGAAGAUAUGUGCGCUACGGUGUGCUGCACCGUGUGCAGCAUGUCCCAAAUGGGGGCUCACAUCGAAUCCUUCGACUCGAAAAACACAUGCAACCUGCGGCCCAAGUCGGUACUACCUGGUUACAAUGUCUAGGUGGGUGGACGUCGACUCUGUCACACAAUUGGGUUACACUUCCCAUCAGAAUAUUAAGCAUUAUCGUUAUAUAUACAAGUAAUAAACACUUGAGAAAGAAAGCCAGAGUGUGGCUGUGCCCC
Aphanomyces astaci is the source of this 779-nucleotide messenger RNA. RefSeq lists its product as hypothetical. Lineage: Eukaryota; Oomycota; Saprolegniomycetes; Saprolegniales; Verrucalvaceae. Bases 19 to 657 code for a protein of 212 amino acids. The transcript has 3 exons. The record is from RefSeq and is a predicted model, not a curated record.